Messenger RNA from Pangasianodon hypophthalmus (striped catfish), 2647 nucleotides. It is a transcript of the gene nim1ka, whose product is annotated as NIM1 serine/threonine protein kinase a. Gene Ontology annotation, biological process: protein phosphorylation; intracellular signal transduction; microtubule cytoskeleton organization. NCBI's taxonomy places the organism in Eukaryota, Metazoa, Chordata, Actinopteri, Siluriformes, Pangasiidae. Gene Ontology annotation, molecular function: ATP binding; protein serine/threonine kinase activity; tau-protein kinase activity. Gene Ontology annotation, cellular component: cytoplasm. The record is from RefSeq and is a predicted model, not a curated record. The coding region runs from base 488 to 1795 and encodes 435 amino acids. The transcript is spliced from 6 exons.
UCAUCAUCAGCAUCAACAUCAUCAUCAUCACACACACACACACACACACGCACACACACUCUCUCAGAUGGAGAUCUGUGGAUGGAGCAGAGCUGAGCAGCAGCAUCUAAUCAUCAGAUAAAGAAGAAAGGAUGGACUUUAUUUGUUUAUGAGAAGAUGAGUGAGGACGGUUCCUGUGCACCGUAAUCCAGCAGGAGAGAGGAACUGAGAGGAACUGAGAGGAACAGACGGACGGAGGGAAGGAUAGAGGGAUGGAUGGAUGAGUGGACAGAUGAGUGGAUGCUGAAAGAUUGAAGGAGUGCUCAUUUUCCUCACUAAAAAUGGCCGCACACGCCGUAAUAACGCGCAGGAGACAACAAACGGGAUUUGUGAAUUAAUUCAGACUGGGACUGCCAGUGCACCUGCACACACACACACACACACACACACACGCCGUGUAAGCUCUCAGAUGAAGAAGGACGACGUGACGUGAAGCCCUGAUGCCACGAUGACGGCGGUGUACCCGGCCGAGGUGGGCGUGCCCUUGGCUGCGUGUCCUCAGCGUGACUCCCGCUGUACCGGGCAGGACAGCUCGGACGUGUUUACGGACGAUGAAGGCGUGCCGGAGCGCAGACUCACGCCGCUCGAGCAGCUCAACCUGGACAUGUGUCAGGACGACAGAGUGGUGCGCGAGAUCACCAUCGGCCGCCGCAUCGGCUUCUACAAGAUCCGAGGAGAGAUCGGCUGUGGGAACUUCUCUCACGUCAAGCUGGGGGUCCAUGCACUCACCAAAGACAAGGUGGCCAUUAAGAUCCUGGACAAGACCAAACUGGAUCAGAAGACCCAGAAGCUGCUGUCUCGCGAGAUCUCCAGCAUGGAGAAGCUCCACCAUCCCAACAUCAUCCGUCUGUACGAGGUGGUGGAGACGCUGACGCGCCUGCACCUGGUGAUGGAGUACGCAGGCGGGGGCGAGCUCUACACCAAAAUCACCAUGGAGGGAAAACUGUCCGACAUCGACAGCAAAAUCGUCUUCUCACAGAUCCUCUCCGCCGUCAAACACAUGCACGACAACAACAUCAUCCACCGUGACCUGAAAGCUGAAAACGUCUUCUUCUCCUGCAGCACGUGUGUGAAGGUGGGCGAUUUCGGUUUCAGCACGGUGAGCCGGCGUGACGAGACCCUCAGCACGCUGUGCGGUUCUCCGCCGUACGCGGCGCCCGAGCUGUUCCGUGACGAGCGCUACGUGGGUGUGUACGUGGACAUCUGGGCCCUGGGCGUGAUGCUGUUCUUCAUGGUGUCGGGCACUAUGCCGUUCCGCGCCGACACCGUGGCUAAGCUGAAGCGCUGCAUCCUGGACGGAGCGUUCUCGGUGCCGGAGUGGGUUCCCGAGCCGUGCCGGCGUCUGAUCCACGGCAUCCUGCAGCCGCAGCCGUCCGAGCGCUGCAGCCUGGAGCAGAUGAUGAGCAGCGAGUGGCUGGAGAACAUCGACUUCCCCAAAGCCACGGAGCCGUUUAAGCUGGACCCGCUGUACCUGGCGGAGGCGGAGGAUCUGGAGGAGGACGAGUGCGAGGUGAGGAACGGGCUGCAGGCGCUCGGCAUCACCACCGAACACAUCCGCAACAACCAGGGCAAAGACUGCAGGAGCUCGGUCACCGGCGUCUACCGCAUCCUGCUGCACCGCGCACACCGAUGCCGCGCCCUCGAGAGCAUGCCGCUCGUCACGCGCCGCGCCGGCGAGGCUAACCCGGCGAAGAAGGAGCGGCUAAAGGCCUACAGGAGCCUCAGACACACGUCCAAACUCUGCGCCAUUUUGUGACGUCCUGAAAUAAAUAGAUAAACUCUUAUUUAUUUUUUUUACAGUCUGUAAACGCACUUCAAAGCAAAUGGACUUUUUAUUUUAUAAUUAUGAAACUUGUUAAGGUCACGACACUCCUUAAUGUUACUGAGUUACAGGAUCAACAGGGGCGGAGCUUAGGUUCCAUUUUUUUAGCCAAUCACAAACCACAAUAGUUUUCCCUAACGCUAGCGAGUUUGCUAGUAAACCUGGUUAGCGACAUGAUAUCACAAAGCUACUGCUGGAGAGGUAACGCUAAUGUUAGCAAAACUAGUAAAACUGACGUUAAUGCAGCGCCACCUUCACACGCUGACUAGCCGCUAUAUUAUUAUAUUUUGUAAAUAAUUUUUUUUUCCACAAAGCUCUACACUGAGAUGAAGAAAUAAAAGUAAACGCUAGCUACAGUAUCACGUAAUCUAGUUAGCUUACUAGUUAGCUAAUGUUACCUCACAGCAGUUUGAGUUGUUUUUUAGUAUUAGCUAGCCAAUUUCACUAGCAAGCUAACUAAUAUUAAUCUAACUGUUAUAUUGUGUAAGUAAAACCAGUAGCCAUGUUUGUUAGCAAGCUAGCUAACAUUAGCUAACUGGUUGUAUUAGCGAAGACUAAACUGGGCGCAUGUAGCUUUUUCCGCUCGGUCUCUGUGAGAAAUUUCUGUGGUUUAAAAGCUGUUUUGUUCUUCUUUUUUAUUUCAUCCACCAUUUUUAAAAGUGACAACAAAGAUUUGUGAAAAUUAUAUUAAACAUUUCAGAUAAAAAUCAAAGCUGUGUGAUGUUUCCUUUAUCACAAAUGUAGCAAGUUACGUAAUGUAUGUUUGGGUGUUGCUAAUAGGCUCAC